AUGGCCCUUCGCGCUCCCAUGCUCCGUGCUACGGCACGCGCUGCUGCUCGUCAGCAAAGCCUUCGCAGCGGAAGCGCAGUAUCCGCCACAGCCUCUGUCGCCCCCCUGCGUUCUCAACAGCGCAUCACUCCCUCCAGCUCCAACGCCCUCUCGAGCGCUCGUUCUUUCUCUUCAAGCUCUGCUCGAGGCAUGGCAGCCGAGUUCGAGUCUCCUUUCGGUAUCAAUUCCUUGUCCAAGUUGUCGGAAGAGGAGGAGAUGCUCAGAGAGGCUGUGCAGAGAUUCGCCCAGGAUGUUGUUGCCCCCAAGGUGGAAGCUAUGGAGGAAAACGAAAAGAUGGACCCGGAAAUCAUCAAGGGACUCUUUGAGCAGGGUCUCAUGGCUAUCGAGACUGACCCUGAGCUUGGUGGUGCAGGCGGCUCCUUCACUGCCGCCAUCAUCGUCAUCGAAGGUAAGUGCUUUUGCGCAAGUCAGAUCAUGUACAUGAGGUGUAGCCGUUGGGAAAUUCGUCACUGAAUGGUCGAUCCAUCUCCCCUCCAGAGCUGGCCAAGGUUGACCCCUCUGUCUCUGUGCUUUGCGAUGUCCACAAUGUGAGCAGCGCGGCGGCAAUCACCUGAUUAGUCGAGGGGCGAGAUUUGGCCGCUGACGCUGUCUCUUGACCGUUUUGAACACAGACGCUCGUCAACACCGUCCUCCGCAAGUAUGCUUCCAAGGAACUGCAGGAGAAGUACAUGCCCAAGCUGUCUGCUGAUACUGUGAGUAUCCGAGGGCCACGCAUCGCAGGCGACGCGAUCCGCACAUGUGCAACUCAGCUCACGUGCCUGUCGUCUGUCCUCGACCAGCUCGGCUGCUUCUGCCUCUCCGAGCCCGCGUCCGGAUCCGACGCCUUCGCCAUGAAGACUUCUUGCAAGAAGGACUCCAAUGGAGACUGGAUCAUCAACGGUAGCAAGAUGUGGAUCACCAACAGCGCCGAAGCGGGAUUCUUCAUCGUCUUUGCACAAAGCGAUCCUUCCAAGGGCUACAAGGGCAUCAAUGCCUUUGCGGUGGAGAAGGAGCACGGCGUAGAGAUUGCCAAGAAGGAGAAGAAGCUGGGCAUCAAGGCUAGUUCGACCUGCACAGUCAACUUUGACGAGGUCAAGAUUCCCAAGGAGAAUCUGAUCGGUGAGGAGGGCAAGGGCUACAAGAUCGCUAUUGAGAUCCUCAACGAGGGACGAGUUGGAAUCGGUGCUCAGAUGGUCGGCCUGGCUCAAGGAGCGUUCGAAAAGGCGGUGCGCUACGCUCACGAGCGGGAGCAGUUCAACAAGCCAGUGGCCACUUUCCAAGGCAUGCAAUUCCAGAUUGCUGAAGCCGCUACGCAGAUCGAAGCUGCACGAGCACUCGUCUACAACGCUGCUAGGCUGAAGGAGGAAGGAAGACCAUUCACGAAACAGGCGGCCAUGGCCAAGCUCUUCUCUUCCCAGGUCGCUCAGAGCGUGUCUGGCAGCGCUAUCGAAUGGUGUGGUGGUUAUGGCUUCACGCGAGAGUCUGGUCUGCCCAAGUUCUGGUCCGACAGCAAGAUUGGAGGUGAGUGAUUUUUGAACUUGCAAUGGAGCGCAUGCGGCCAUUUUGACACUGCUCCACACUUGCCUCGGCCUGCAGCUAUCUAUGAGGGAACUAGCAACAUUCAGAAAGCGUGAGUUGCGCUUUGAGAUGUUCGGAUGCUUUGGAGGUGAUCGACUCUGAUAUUCUCGCACUCAUUUCCCUAUCAGCACGAUCUACAAACUCGCCUCUGCUGAGCUCGACGCUUGA
Messenger RNA from Ceraceosorus bombacis, 1785 nucleotides. Lineage: Eukaryota; Fungi; Basidiomycota; Exobasidiomycetes; Ceraceosorales; Ceraceosoraceae. The record is from the annotation of a GenBank genome assembly.